GCGUUUUUUUUUAUUUUCAAAAUCAAGAAGGAAACCGAAGAAAAAGAAAGCUCUUCUUCUUUCUCUCUCUCUCUCUCUCUCCUUUCUCUUGUUUUUGAUGUUUGCUGCUAUUGAAGGAAUUAAUAAGAAACCCUAGCGAAAGAAAGAUUCAAAGAAAUGGCGUUUUUGUUGGCCGUGGAUCAAUCGUAAAACUCAAAAGAACACAAUUACUGUUUUACCCCCCCUCCUAUCUCCGGAGAAAAAAAAACUACGGUUGAUCCAAAAAUGGCUACCAAUAAACCGCCACCUGAUAACAAUCUUCAAUUCGCUAGGGUUUCGGUUUCAAUUUUAAUUUCAACUCCAACUUAAUUUAUUUAUAAAGAAAGAAGAAAAGAAGCAAAUUCAUCUAAAUCUGUGAAUAUUUUUUGUGUGCUUAAUGGCCCCAGCAAAAGGAUGUGUGAUGGUGAUGGAUAAGGUGAGGAGGUGUGUAAGGACAGUGAUAUUUAUGGUGGCGAUGGUAGCGUCGUUGCUGGUGUCGUCUAUGCCGGUAUUAGUUGCGGUUGGAGAUGUGUUAGUGCCGUCUGUGUUGGUGUCGAGUUUUAGUUGUUUGAGAUGUUAUGGAUUUAAAGAGCAUUUACGUAUAUAUGCUUUCAAGAGCUCCUUGACCGAUAUUCCUCUUGUAUCCCUUGUCAGAUCGCUUCUCAUCAUCUGUGUUUAUUUGAUGUGUGAUGCACCUGCUCUCUCACAUGGUCCUUACCUUGGAACUGUGACACUCUGUUCUAUAGUUUCAAUUCUUCUUCUUUCAGUUAAGGCUUGUGUUUUCACUAUGAAUUCUCAAAUUGAGGCUGAAGCUUCAUCCUCUCUUUCAAGGCAAAGAAUUCAUCUCAAGAAGUCAUGGGGAAUGCCUGUGUUGUUUCUUUCUUCUGUGGUCUUCGCUCUUGGUCACACUGUCAUCGCUUAUAGGACAAGCUGCAGAGCACGGAGAAAGCUUAUGUUUCACCGAGUUGAUCCAGAAGCUGUGCUAUCUUGCAAAAAUGUUUUCUCUGGUUACCAAAAGGUGCCGCGGUCUCCCACGCCUACUGCAGGAAGAACCCCAAAAAGUGACAGUGAAAUGAGACGAAAGCCCUUCGGAACAGCUCAUGAUGAAGGGGAACUGCCAAUUAGAUUGCUUGCUGACAUAGAUAGCUUAUUCAUUACUUGCCAGGGGCUUACUAUCCACUACAAGCUCUGCUUGCCUGGUUCACCUCCUCGUUCUUUAUCUUCCACUGCUUUUCUUGAACCUCCUAGCUGUAACUUGCCAAAGAUGACAGUAGGAAGGUUAAAACUUGAAAGACAACCAUUUACUGUGUUAUUGACAGCCCAGCAUAAUCUCCAUAGGAGUUAUAGCAAUCAAUUUCACAGCUCUUCCCUGUACGCUCCCCUACUGGAUGUUUCCCCAGCUUCUCCUGGUAUUUCUGAAGAUAUUCCUGUUCUGAACCUAGAUGAUGCUGUUGAAGAUAAUGAAAUGAGUAAAGUGAAUUCUGGAUGUCCUGAACAGGAUAUAGAGGAAACUGGGCAGUUUGGUAUUGUUUUGAUUCAUGGCUUCGGGGGAGGAGUAUUCUCGUGGAGGCAUGUGAUGGGGGUUCUUGCUCGGCAGGUUGGCUGCACAGUUGCUGCUUUUGAUCGGCCUGGUUGGGGAUUAACUUCUCGACCUCGCCGGAAAGAUUGGGAAGAUAAAGAACUGCCAAAUCCUUAUAAGCUUGAAACUCAGGUUGAUCUGCUUCUUGCUUUCUGUUCUGAGAUGGGAUUUUCUACAGUGGUGCUUGUUGGUCAUGAUGAUGGAGGAUUGCUUGCGUUGAUGGCAGCACAAAAACUUCGAACUUCAAUGAAUUCUUACAAUGUUACAAUAAAAGCAAUCGUACUACUAAAUGUCAGCUUGUCAAGGGAAGUAGUUCCUGCCUUUGCUAGGAUACUCCUUCGCACUUCACUUGGGAAGAAGCACCUGGUUCGUCCACUACUUCGAACUGAAAUUGUUCAAGUGGUGAAUAGGCGUGCAUGGUAUGAUGCAACCAAGCUAACAGCAGAGACUUUAAGUUUAUACAAGGCCCCACUAUAUGUGGAAGGCUGGGAUGAAGCACUCCAUGAGGUAGGUAAGCUUUCAUGUGAGACGGUCCUUCAACCACAAGUCUCUGCAUCAUUGCAGAAGGCAGUAGAAGAUAUUCCGGUGUUAGUCAUCACGGGUGCUGAAGAUGCUCUUGUCCCUCUCAAGUCCUCUCAAGUCAUGGCUUCAAAAUUUGUAAAUUCUAGACUGGUUGCCAUUUCUGGAUGUGGCCAUCUUCCACAUGAGGAAUGCCCCAAGGCAUUACUUGCAGCAAUGUCGCCGUUCAUAAGCAGACUGUUGUUGAAACCAGAUUUGGAAAAUCAAUAGGAUACCUUUGUUUUCUUAACAUAAUCUAUAGGCUUGUAUCUGUUGUAGGGGUUUUCUUCCUUCAUUUUUUUUUUCUUUUCCCUUCUUACCUCACUUUCUUCUUCCUCGUUUUGAAAGCAUUGCGCCCAGGAGGGGGACUAAUGCGGUCUCUUCUUUGGGGUAUUUUUUGGUGUUACAUUAUCUAGCCCUGAUUCCAUGGGGUUUAUAGCGCUCUCACUUGUAAUUUUCUUUUUUCUUUUUUCUAUUACAAGGUUUCCUCUUUUAAA
Messenger RNA from Ricinus communis (castor bean), 2652 nucleotides. RefSeq lists its product as uncharacterized. Gene Ontology annotation, molecular function: catalytic activity. The transcript has 7 exons. The record is from RefSeq and is a predicted model, not a curated record. NCBI's taxonomy places the organism in Eukaryota, Viridiplantae, Streptophyta, Magnoliopsida, Malpighiales, Euphorbiaceae. The coding region runs from base 416 to 2386 and encodes 656 amino acids.